GUGGGUGGCCCUUUUACCUCAUAGCAGAGUGACAGUGAAAGAAGGACCCAAACCUUUAAUCUUGUUUUGCAGUGGAUUUAGCAGAAAGCAGCUGCAGCAGCCUGGAAAUUACCAUGGAAAAAAUCCUGAAAACAGAAUUGAAAACUUCCGUUCUGAAGGCAUUUGGAAGCUCGGGAGGAGGAUACAUUAGCCAAAGCCAAGGUUAUGAAACAGACAGUGGACGAGUAUUUGUUAAAAUCAACCACAAACCUCAGGCUAGAAAAAUGUUUGAAGGGGAAAUGGCAAGUUUGGAAGCUAUUCAGAAAACCAAUAUUGUGAGAGUGCCUCAGCCUAUUAAAGUAAUUGACUUACCUGGAGGAGGAGCAAUGUUUGUCAUGGAGUACCUAAAGAUGAAGCACCUCAACAAAUAUUCUUCAAAGCUUGGAGAGCAGAUAGCAGAUCUUCAUCUUUAUAACCAGAAACUUGGGGAGAAAUUGCGAAAGGAGGGAAACAAAAUUGGUAAAGGAGCAAGUCACUCUGAGUUUCAGUAUGUGGAUAAGUUUGGAUUCCAUACAGCCACUUGCUGUGGUUAUAUACCACAGGUGAAUGAAUGGCAGAGUGAUUGGCCUUCCUUCUUUAUUCGUCACCGACUCCAAGCUCAAUUGGAUUUGAUUGAAAAAGAUUAUGGAGACAGAGAAGCCAGAGAACUUUGGUCACAGCUAAAACUAAAGAUUCCUGAAAUGUUCUGUGACGUAGAAAUUGUUCCUGCUCUCCUGCAUGGGGACCUGUGGGCAGGAAAUGUGGCUGAGGACGACUCUGGGCCAAUUAUCUUUGACCCUGCUUCCUUCUAUGGCCAUUCUGAAUUUGAACUGGCUAUUGCUGGAAUGUUUGGUGGGUUUAGCAGCUGUUUUUUCUCCGCCUAUCACAGUAAAAUACCCAAAGCUCCAGGAUUUGAGAAACGAAACAAAUUAUAUCAGCUCUUUAAUUACAUAAACCACUGGAACCAUUUUGGGACAGGGUACAGGGGAUCUACCCUAAAUGUAAUGAGAAAACUUCUAAAGUAACCGGAUAGGUUUGAGAAAUUCUGACAUAGUCCCUUAGUAAUGAACAGCCCCUGCUUAUCACAAGUAACACAAACUAGGAGUUAAUAUUGAUGAUAAAACACCUGACAUGUAAAAGGCUUAGUACACUUUUGAGCCUCGCUAAAUAUUAAGAGUGAUUGUAUAAUUUUUAACUUAUACACUAGUUUAC
Molecule: messenger RNA, 1230 nt
Organism: Fulmarus glacialis (Northern fulmar)
Lineage: Eukaryota; Metazoa; Chordata; Aves; Procellariiformes; Procellariidae
Gene: FN3K
Product: fructosamine 3 kinase
Exons: 6
Coding region: 114-1043 (309 amino acids)
Biological process (GO): fructosamine metabolic process
Source: RefSeq, a predicted model, not a curated record